AUGGCAUCAAUUCGACCUCUACAAGAUUUCAGCGAAGCACUGCUCGAUAAAUAUGCAGAGGAACGGGACAAACGCCUGAAACACUCUGGUCAGAAGCAAUAUGUCAAUUUCCGAUCGCAAGGUCUCCAAGAUCUUGACAAGGACCCUUGGGUGGAUUAUAGUGAUCCGCGAGUCAACGACCCUCCUCUGAAAGACGGUACCAACAUCAAAUACCUCAUCACUGGUGCUGGUAUCAACGGUGUUGUCUUUGGGGGACGCCUCAUCGAGGCUGGUAUCAGCAGCAAGGAUGUCGUAUGUGUUGACGUUGCUGGAGGAUUUGGCGGCACGUGGUACUACAAUCGAUACCCUGGAGUCAUGUGCGAUGUCGAAGGCUAUUGCUACAUUCCUUUCCUUGAAGAAACAGGUUACCAACCUCGCCACAAAUACUCGUACGGCCAUGAGAUCAGACGCCAGAUUGAGCGAAGCGCCGACCACUUUGGGAUUCGGGGGCAGUUCUGCACCAGCAUCGAUUCGCAGAUCUGGGACGAGGGAAAGAAACUCUGGGUCGUCACCAUGACACGUACCGUGGGGGACCCAUCGACGUCAACGACAUUCACUGUAUACGCCGAGUAUAUCAUGAUGUCCAGUGCUCCUUUCAUACUACCAAAGAUGCCUGACCUUCUGGGAUUCGAAGACCUUCACCGAAAGAAACACGUGUUUCAUUCCGCCCGCUGGGACUAUGAGUAUACCGGCGGGACUCAAGAGAAACCUGAUCUAGAAAAGCUCCGAGGAAAGCGUGUCGCGAUUAUUGGUACUGGGGCAACUGCUAUCCAGAUUGUACCUGAGCUGGCAAAGUGGGCUGACCAGGUAUAUGUUGUGCAAAGGACAGCGACGCAUGUAGGGCCCCGCAACCAAGCGGAGACUGAUCCAGAGUAUUGGGCCAAGAUGACGAGCGAGAAAGGAUGGCAGAAGAAACGGAGGUUGGCAUUCGAUGCGUACGUCAGUAACAGCAAGGGAUAUGGCCCUGAUCUGGUAAAUGAUGGCUGGACGGCGACUCCGGCUGGAUCUGGCUUUCUGGGUUCCAAGUCAAAGCUUGUCGCUCCCAAUGAGGUCGAAGAGCAUAUCAAGGACCUUUAUACGCUAGAUCUUGCGCGCACUGAGUCCCUGCGAAAACACGUCGACAAGAUUGUCAAAGACAAACAUACUGCUGAAAAGUUGAAAGCAUGGUAUGGAAGCUGGUGCAAGCGGCCUUCCUUCCAUGAUGAAUAUCUUCAGACUUUCAACAAGCCUAACGUUACGUUGAUCGACACGGACGGCAAAGGUCUCGAUCGAUACACCGAAAACGGUUUUCAAUACAACGGCAUCGACUACGAGAUCGAUGCUCUUAUUCUCGCUACCGGAUUUACGGUUGAUCCAGACAUGGACCCCUCCGAGAAGAGUCGUAUUAUUAUCAAAGGACGCGAAGGGCUCACAAUGAAGGAGUAUUGCCAUUCUCCCGAUGCUGGAACAUUCUUGGGCGUCACGAUGCCUGGUUUUCCCAAUCUCUUCGGCUUCUUCCAUGGUUCGUCGGCUUCGUGGAACCAUACGUCGAGCAUGGAUAACGAGGCUACACUCGUUGCAAAGAUCGUGACCAAAGCACAAAAGCAGAUUGGUCAAGGCCAAAGAUUCGUUAUCGAAGCUUCGAAGGAGGCGGAACACGAGUAUGGUCUCGAAGUCGCGAAGAGAGCGACCUGGUUCGCCGCCAUGUCUUCAUGCACGCCCGGCUACUUCAAUGGCGAAGGUAUGGCAACCCUCAAAAGCAGAGAACCGAAAACCCAGGAGCAGCGUCUCCAGCAAGGGAAGAAGGCACCGUGGGGUGGUGGGCCGGUGGAUUAUAGAGAGAUGGCUGAGGAUUAUGCUACCAACAAAAAUCUUCAAGGUUUUACUAUUGAGGUAGUUUCGGCGCAGGCAUAA
Alternaria arborescens is the source of this 1932-nucleotide messenger RNA. Its product is annotated as FAD-binding monooxygenase. The transcript has 2 exons. Bases 1 to 1932 code for a protein of 643 amino acids. Lineage: Eukaryota; Fungi; Ascomycota; Dothideomycetes; Pleosporales; Pleosporaceae. The record is from RefSeq and is a predicted model, not a curated record.